GGCGCUACCGCGAAAACAGAUCCAGACUCUGCUGUGCGGCCCUCAUCAAAAUCCGCUCUUGCCCUUCCACGUGCGAUCACUGCAUCUUCCCGGCAAACGCUCAGCCGCGGGCGACUCCGCAGUGGUACGGCCGGCGAAUCCGCUGCCACCGCUGGCGUAGAUGAGGUACUAGCGGUAUCACUCCAUUUCUUGCGCGACUAUUUCCGUCUGCACGCGGAGCCGGGAUGGACUAUCCAGAACUUGGCUGACAAUCGGCGCGAGAUAAUGCAAGGAAAACGCACUCGCGGCGACGCCCCUGCUUUCGUCACGAAGUUGCUAGAAUCCCGUGAGCCGCAUUGGAUGGAUUCCCGCUGUCCUAUGGUAGUUGGCGAACGCAGCCUUGGGCCGCAAUUUUCCGCACUCUGUGCCCAUAAUGCAUUUGAUGAGACUGCCGACGAGGAGAACUCUUGCGGGGGCGCACCAGAUCUUCGAGUCCAGCCUUACGCGCCAUCAAAUGCUUUCCCAUCAUCAACUACCACGCCUUCUGGGUUCUAUUACUUAUGCGUGUCCUGGAGCGUCACGUGCGACGUUUUGCUAGCAUACCUCGAACGCCAUGCGCUAGAAAACUCUUUCGACGAGCGCUACUAUUUUGACCUUUUCUGUGGAAAGGACUUUCAGGCUGGCUUCCGCAACGUGGACCGAACACUUCAGAGGUGUUGUGCGGAACGCGGGUUAUUACUCAUAGCUGACGCCGACUGGUACGAAAACUGCUGGAUCAUACACGAAAUCAACUCCGCAGCACAAAACUCUGUGCCAGUGACGCUCCUAGGACCGGAAAAUCGUAGACUAGCUCCUUUUAAUAUUUAAUCCUCAUUCAUCGCCUCAUCCUCUUGAGACUUACAGAGCCAUCCAGCCAUCUUGUCCAUCUCCAUUGGAACCCUAAAAAUACACUCAAAACUCAGUACCUAAGAGUCGUCCCUUGCUAUUGCUUAGGUUGAUAAUUCCGUUAAUGCAAUUACAAAGCGACAGAAUGUACUAGUACAGCCCAACUAAUAAUUAAAUCUGCAGAAACCUUCACAUUUUGGGAGCAGCAAGUGGAGCGGAUUGACAUUCCCGCGGCCGACGACCCCGCGGCCAAGUACCUUCUUCGGACGGGUGGGACAGAGGUUGAGCGCAUGUUAAUUGCCUUAAAAAAGUUUGUGCGGCGUGUUGUCUAUUCUCAAGUCCUGGUACAGCUAGCACGCGGAAAGGGACACGGCGCGGCAGAGCUUGUGGGUGAUGCAGCUGGCGUGGCGGUUGGUGCUGAGACAACAUCCAGCAGCAGCUCGGCGUCCAGUAACAAUUCCGCGAAAGCAGAAGAAAAAGCGCGCCGAGCAGAGUUUCUGACGAAGCAAGCGGCAGCAGACGCGGCAAGGGAACAGAUUGCGACUUUAGAGGAUUGUCGACGGUGUAUUGCAGAGGGAGCGAACGUGGAGUCAGGUUUAGCGGAGGAAAUUGCGGCUUUCCACGGUCGUGAUGACAUCACGAAGGCGUGUUUUGCUGCCCGCGUUGGAGAUGACCUAGCCGCAGUACACGACAAGCUUUUUGAAAUGGAUGCCUUUUUCGAUCUAAGCGAAUCCCUCGCAAAAGGCUGCGAGGCGAUGGAAGAGGUGGCUCAGUGCCGAGGUGCUAAAGCUCCGGCAGCUGCUGGCCUUGAAGAGACUCAGGAGAACGAAGAUGUCAACGGCGAAGACCACAACUUCGGUAAGAAAGAACACCACGCUGGCGGUGACCGAGACGAAACGGGCGGCUCUGCAUCCUCUUCGAACGACACAGGGCCAUCUAGCACAGAGGCAGCUGCGGUUUUUGAGUACCCGGACGGAGUCAAUUGGGGAGCCGAAAAACGCAAAAUUAUUGCGUCGUGUCGGAGUAAGGGCAAACAAGAGCUGCUUCGCACAGAUAGCCGAGAGGAUGUAACAAAGGAGAUUUCGCCAAGAAGUGCAGUCGACGCCAAAAAAUCUCCGCGUGACAACGCAGCUAGAUCAUUAGGGCAGAAAAAGAAUUCAAAGGGCACAUCGGAAUCGGUAACGGAGCAGGGCAACAAAGGAAACAAACCUUCGAGAGGCCGAGGUAGAAGACGAGGCAAUAAUAAAGGCAAGAAAGUAAGAAUAUCCGCCUCGACCGGUGAACCACCUCAACGGACCGUUCGCUCCUCGUCCGGCGAGUGCGUUUACUCCGACUCGGUGGACGAAGACGGGGCCGAUGCCGCAGGAGUUGCACUAAAAACGCCGCGAAAUAGAAAUCGAGACGAGGGAGCAGCAGCACGGCAGCGGCUUAAGGAAGUGAGCGCGCUGAGGAAACGGCAAAGAGAAGCCGAUCGAAUCGGUGUGGGAUCACCCUUGGAUGAGGAUCGGGAACGCAACAAAAGACAUGUGCAAGCGACUUACGGGCGCAAAAAUGCUGCACCGCUGCACACCGACGGCGUAGCACGAGUUUUGCACACGGAAAUGGAGGCGCAACCGACUCUGACCCUUGGCGACGGUCAGGACUCGAUGGCAGACUUCUUCUCUCCAGUGAAAUUUGAACGAUUCGGAAACAACAAUGAUGGAACGCUGGCGAUCGACCUUGCUGCUCAGCACAGCCCUGGAAUGACGAUGCUCCAAGACGUGGACGCGACAGCGAAAUCAACGCUGAUGACCUCGAACCCGCAUGAGCAGCAAAUGAUGCGUAGCUCCUCUAGCUCUGCCUACAGCGGUGGGUCAAUGCUGAAUCGCUACCUCAUGGACAACACUGCUGUCUUCGACUCUACCCUCAGAGAUGUCGACGACGCACCGUUUGCAACUGGUGCGUUCAGCAAUCUCUACGCCACCAACGAUAUCAGUCCCCUAAGCGCAGCAGCAGAAGCUGCAUUUGGUGGCAUGGGACAUGGGGGAAGUUUUCCUUCAGAUUCUGGAUUCACGCUAGGCCCAGUCAACGAAAGGGUCAUGCGCCAAGGCAAGUACGUGAGUGGCAAGAAGGCGGACGUUGCUGACAACCUGUUGCGACGUUUCAAUCGCUCCUUCUAUAUGACGCAAGAGUCCCAAGGAUUUCGACAUUCGACACGAUUCGAAGGUUUCGAGAAUGGCGACGAGAAUCGUGGAGACACUCCCACUGGCGGCGAAACCGGAGGAGUGGCUGGCAAAAAUAUGAAUAGUUAAGUGCUGGCUCGGAGUUGGAAUUCGAAUUCCAGAAUUCAUGUACCUACUACAUUUGUUUCCGGAGUUCUUAAUACUACAUUUCUUCUUGCUCCCUUAAUAAUCUAUUUGAUGAAUUGGGUGCAGCAAGCUGCAGAACGAGAGUCUUUAAUGAUGGUAAGUAGAUUCAUUGCUUGAAGAAGUUUUCAUGGACAUGUAUGCUUAAACGUUCUGCUUCUGGUGCGUCGCUAAAUCAAGCACCACAACAUCUAAGCGUAGAUCAAAGGAGCUGGCGCGUCAUCAAAAAGGAAAGCCAGGGUUCUUGGCAGUAGUGGUCCUCAUCUGUUUUACAGUGAUUCUACUAGCGCACCCGUUUUUGACCUCGACAGUGCACGCGCGAAAUGGACGUCAAUGAAAAAUUGCUCACCUCUCGACCCGGCGCAAUUCAAGUUUGCAGGAAUGUUUUCGCCCGACGGCACUGCGCACACCCAAGCCGCAUCCACCGCACGGCAGCGGCGAACGACGAAGACGCAAUUAGACACAACAAUUGAAGAGGUCAAGGUGGACGACGGGACUAUGGAGUCGUAGCAAAAUUGGCUGGGUGCUUUCUUGAAGCACGAUGAAAGGAAGCGUGCAAAACGAGUCAUCUUGAUUGGGCUCUUCGCUGAUGAUUAUGUUCUUCUUGAUUUAAGUGCUCGAUAGCAUGACGUUGCUACUUUCUCUGACAUGAUCUCGAUUACUCCAACAUUUCCUUACGCUAAGGCUCAUCAUGGCAUCAAACUCCGACUCUUUCUAUGGCUUGCUCCAAUCUCAAGGGCCACUCCGAGUAGUUGAAACGCAUGUUCUUGUAUAGUACGCUUCUUGUUGACAUUGACUGUCUUCGUCCUUGCAAUUGUAAAACCGCGCUGUAUAUCGGCAAUCUUGUUUCUUGUCACGACUACUCCUUGUUUUGUUGAAAUGUACCAUUUGAAUUUGUUGCCCGCUCCGUGCAUGAUUCACACUCAACAUCCAGCCAUGAAUAUUUAAGCUAUUACAUUUUCUUUUUGCCAAUUGCAAUUGGUUGCCCCUUAUAUCCACCUCGCUCAUCAUCAUCAGUUCCCCUAAAUGAAAUAUCGAAGCAUGAUCGAUAGAUGAUCAGAUCAUGCUCUACAACAAUCAUAUCAUAUUGUAUGCUAUGACUCGAUAAGCUUCCACCUCCACCAUGGCGGCACGACACAAUUACAUUCACAUUUUCAGCCGUUUGGUUUUGAAUGUUUCUUGGUUUUGUAGUCUGGUUUUCUCAAUGAUCCGAGACCGACCUUGAAUGACAGAGUUCUCUCUGUCAACCUUCUUGAACAGCGCCUACACAUCCCCGCGACCUGCACGCAUAGUUUCCUCUUACCGACUCCGACUUUCACGCGUGACGAUAAAAACUAGUUUGUUGACGAUGGUCAUCGCAGCGCCUUGACGUUAACUCAACUAAACAAUUAGAAACGGAACCAAAAUCAUAAUUUUCUUCGGUAUAACAUUGACACCAACCAGAGCUGUCCGGCGUGAAGUGAGACGCUAAAUCCAUAAUACGCACCAUGGUGUAUUCCCGCGCCGCCGCGGCCGAUAAAAUCAACGAGGCUCCUAGAACUCUAUGUAGAAACCCAGAAG
Molecule: messenger RNA, 4769 nt
Organism: Amoebophrya sp. A25
Lineage: Eukaryota; Dinophyceae; Syndiniales; Amoebophryaceae
Source: the annotation of a GenBank genome assembly